Messenger RNA from Siniperca chuatsi (mandarin fish), 2418 nucleotides. It is a transcript of the gene ca4b, whose product is annotated as carbonic anhydrase IV b. Gene Ontology annotation, cellular component: plasma membrane. The transcript is spliced from 9 exons. The record is from RefSeq and is a predicted model, not a curated record. Gene Ontology annotation, molecular function: carbonate dehydratase activity; zinc ion binding. Bases 136 to 1098 code for a protein of 320 amino acids. Lineage: Eukaryota; Metazoa; Chordata; Actinopteri; Centrarchiformes; Sinipercidae.
UGAUUAGUUUCACCUGUGUUUAGCUAUCUUUCCCUCACCUGUGUAUUUAGUCCAUGUGUCUUCCCUCUGCCAGUUGUCAGGUUGUCUGUGAUUGAUCCCCAGUCCAGUGCAUUUGGGUCCUUUUGCAUCAUUAUAAUGCAGGCAGACUCGGACAGAUACAGUACAGUUACAAUGCUGCGUGCACCUGUUUUAUUUUUGUUUGCAUCUUCCAUGCAGAUUGUCUCAGAGGCAGUUUGGUGCUACCAGUCCCAAGUUGCAUGCAAUCAAACCUGCACAGGUCCAGAUGAAUGGGGAGUGGUGUCACAGCACUGCAGCGGCAGAGCUCAGUCUCCAGUUAACAUUGUUACAAGGAGUAUGCUACCUGAUGAACGUCUCGCUCCUUUUCACUUCAUUGGCUAUCAAGACACUUUUCAUGGUCGCCUCAUAAACAAUGGUCACACUGUUAAACUGGAAUUGCCCUCCAGUAUAAGGAUCAGAGGAGGAAAUCUGGCUGUACCAUACAAGGCAUACCAACUUCACCUGCAUUGGGGCCAAGAUGGAGGACCGGGGUCUGAGCACACAAUUGAUGGAGAACAAUUUCCAAUGGAGAUGCAUAUUGUCCACAUAAAAGAAGAAUACAACUCUUUAUCUCAGGCCGUAAGAGACCGUGUAGGCUUGGCUGUUCUUGGAUUUUUCUUUCAGGAGUCAGAGUCUGCAAAUAAGAAAUUUGAUCCCCUUAUAAAUGCUCUGAAAUAUAUCAGACGACCCACCAACAGCAUAACACUGAAGGGUGUGUCCCUGGAAAUGUUCAUUCCCCCUCAGAAGAAUAUGACAAAGUACUUCCGCUACGAUGGCUCCCUCACUACACCUAACUGUGCUGAAACUGUCGUCUGGAGCCUGUUUGAAAACACUAUUCCUCUCAGCAGGGAGCAGCUUGCUGCAUUCUCCCAGCUUCAGUUUCCUAAUGGGAAGCAGAUGGUCAGAACCUACAGACCAGUGCAGCCCUUGAAUGAACGGCAGGUGUAUUACUCCGGAGGCCAUGUUGCUGUGGUGUGCACUGUGUUACUCAUCAUGUCAGUGCUGGUAUCCAGUGCACUCUCCCUGCACACUACAGGAUGAAAGCUCUGUUUAAUUUACUCAACCUUCUGAGCAAGCUGAGGAUUUCUAGUGGGUACAGCACACAGAUUUGAGUUAAUUUAUUUAUUUUAAAUUACAGUAACAGAAGUAAAAAAAUUCUGAGUUGGAUAAACUUAAAUCAAAAUUUGAGUUAUCACUCAAACCCUAUAGGAACCCUUUUGAUUGUUUUUAUUUUAUUUUUGUUGCUGUUAAUUUUGUUUGUUUUCACUCUAAGUUUCUAUUGUCCACCUCAUAUGUAAUUAUUUCACUUAUUUUUUGAUAUUUAUAUUUGGCUCAUUUUACCUUUUCUUGUUUUAUUGAUCAAUGUGAUUUUAAAUUGUUUGUUUGUUUUUUUUGUGUGGACCCCAGGGAGACUAGCAACCACUUUGUGGAAGCUAAUGGGGAUCCAAAUAAAGAAAGAAGAAUAUUUACCUUUUUAAAAAUGACAUCAUAUCUGUAAAACUAUCAGUUUUAUUUUGAAAUUUCUCUCCACUCCAGGCUAUCACCUUCACUAACAUCCACUACGUGGCAGCACCAAACAAGUCUGAAUGGCUUUUUGGAUUCUGCUUGCAUUCAAGUCUGGGUAGCACACUUGCAAACUGUACAUACAGGAUUUUUGCCUCAAACCUUUUAUUUCUAUCUUUAGGAGUCCUGGGGAAGUUUCAUCUCUCAUUUGGUGACAAACCCAAAGCCAGGAUGCAAUGAGAAAGUUAAACAUUUGACUGUACAGAGACAGGGAUGGGAUUUUUUUUUUUUUUUUGUGGUGGUGGUAUGUGUGUGCACAUACAUUUGAUAGAUGCAGAGUUUUCAACUGCUGUCCAUGAUUACACCUAUUCAGACAUGGUUCAGUCUGAAACUCUGGCAUGUGACAUUUUAUGAUUGAAUAAACAAUUGCAAUACUCAUUUCAAAGACCAUGUACAUUCAUAGCUAACAUUACACAGCAGAAGAAGUUUACUUCCCUGUCUGAGAUCAAUAGGUAAACCAUAAUUUAAUCAGUCCUAAGCAGCAACCUGGGAGGAUAAUACCUACUGGUAUCAUUAGAUGCUGCACUUGUUUUUGGCACCCUGCGGCUAUCUAUAUCACCCUAAGUACUCGAGGAGAUCACUUUGGACAUAAUCCCAUGUUGCACAGGAAUAGAUGUCUGAGGCAAGCACAUCCUCUAGCGCAACAGUGCUGAGAUAAUCUGCAGGAUGCACAGUCAUGCUCGCCUGCUGCAGAGGUUCAUUCCUUGUUUUCUUGGACACCUUUAUGUGUGUGCAUGUGUUGUUGGGCUUUUACUAUCUGAAUAAACCAUUUGUCAAUUCCUUUUUAUUCAUCUUCUA